AUGGGCAAGACCAAGCAGUCUGCCUCCGAGCAGGCGCCUACCAGCUCGGCCCCACUCGCAGCGAAAGACUCGUUGGAUCCCACUCUUGCGUCGCUGUUUGCCUCGAGCUCUGGGCCAAUCAAGAUUCCAGCCAGGGUUGCCCAAGUGCCGAAGCGUACCGCGAGCGAACAACAACUCUCUAGUGGCGACGAGGCCUCAUCUGCUGCGGACGACUCUGACGCUGAAUCUGAAUCUGAAGUCGACACAACAGCCAGAGUGGCAAGUGAGCGACCCCGCAAACGGAGACGCGUUGCCGAUGGGGAUGAUCUUGAAGCGUCCUACUUCAAGCGCCUCGAGCAAGAAGAAGAGAAGGAGCAUCAGCGAUCUGCUGUCAAAGAGAAAGCCACCGGAGCCCCCUCAGGUUCUGGCGACAACGACGACGAUAAUGACGAGAAAGACGGGGGAUUAACCUCCGAUAGUGAUGAGACGUCUGCUAGUCAAUCUGAUGCCGGAGAUGUUCCACGCCAUGAAGUGUUCGACAAGAAGAUCAACAAUGAGGAGAGGUUGAAGAGGACGGUAUUCUUGGGAAAUGUGUCGACGGAAGCUAUCAAGUCAACGUCGGCCAAGAAGACUUUAACCAGACAUCUGCGCUCGGCGUUAAAGACGUCCGACCCAGGCAAAAGACUGGGAAAGCUUGAAUCACUACGAUUUCGCUCGACAGCCUACGCCAGUGGCUCCGGACCGAAGAAGGCAACUUUCGCAAAGAAAGAGUUGAUGGACGAGACCACCACUAACACGAAUGCGUAUGCGGUGUUCAGCACAGAGGCUGCUGCGGCACACGUUGCUGCCACGCUGAACGGGAGUGUCGUCCUCGAGCGGCAUCUGCGAGCAGACUACCUUGGCAAGCCCGCAAAGACCGACCAUAGGCGGUGCAUCUUCAUUGGAAACCUCAGUUUUGUCAACAAAGAGACAGCUGGGGAGGAUGAGGAGGAUGCUGAUGACUCAAAGAAGCGACGAGCAUCGGCGAAGGAGCCCGCUGAUCCCGAAGAGGGUCUUUGGCGCACCUUCAGCAAGAUCGGGAAGAUCGAGAGCGUCCGAGUGGUCAGAGAUCAAGAGACACGUGUCAGCAAAGGCUUUGCUUACGUCCAAUUCGAGAACGAAAACAGUGUUGAAGGCGCGCUUCUCAUGAACGACAAAAAGUUCCCGCCAUUGUUGCCUCGAAAACUUCGCGUCAUGCGUGCCCGCCGAAUACAGCACAAGACGACCCCCGCCCGGUCCGACUCUAGACCAGGUACCAAAGGUCCUCUGGGAAAGGGACGGGCUGGCUCUGGCGGCAAACCCGGAUUCGUCUUCGAAGGUCACCGUGCCAGUAGUACUUCCAAAGGCAAUGCUGGCAGCUUGAAAAAGAGACACAAAAAGAGGCCCACCACAAGGAGCAGCCGCCGGGGAGCAGCUUACAAAGCCGCUGGUGGACGCAAGGGCAAAGAUGCGGGCGGUUCGUGA
Messenger RNA from Capronia coronata CBS 617.96, 1482 nucleotides. RefSeq lists its product as uncharacterized. Lineage: Eukaryota; Fungi; Ascomycota; Eurotiomycetes; Chaetothyriales; Herpotrichiellaceae. The record is from RefSeq and is a predicted model, not a curated record. Gene Ontology annotation, molecular function: RNA binding. Bases 1 to 1482 code for a protein of 493 amino acids. The transcript has 2 exons.